This is a messenger RNA of Nerophis ophidion (straightnose pipefish), 2361 nucleotides long. RefSeq names its product leucine rich adaptor protein 1-like. Gene Ontology annotation, biological process: positive regulation of canonical NF-kappaB signal transduction; positive regulation of cytokine production. The transcript has 3 exons. The record is from RefSeq and is a predicted model, not a curated record. NCBI's taxonomy places the organism in Eukaryota, Metazoa, Chordata, Actinopteri, Syngnathiformes, Syngnathidae. The coding region runs from base 211 to 963 and encodes 250 amino acids.
CACGGCAGCAGGUGUCAAUAAUGAAGCUUCUGCCAUUGUUUGCCGCCUUUUUUCAUAAAAACCAGCAUCUUCUACGCUCUCAAUGGCGGCACAAGAGCUUUUAUUUCGCUACGUGGCCGUAGCUGUUCAAUGGACUUUUAGUAAAGGACUCACCUGCUGGCGUUCAAUUGAGCGCCGUUGCCUCGUCAUAACGGGAAGGAAGAAAGCAACAUGGCCGACGAGGACUCUGAGGUUUAUGUUACAUUUCCACAUUUAAAGGAGCUGGAAGGUAAAGUUGGCAGGAAAACACCUGAAAGUCUUCUGCUUUGGAUGAGGGAGGACGUGGACUCGGACGUCGGCGAGACAGAGGACCGGCGCCAUCCUCCUGAUGAUCUUUCCUCCAAAUUGAGCAUCUUAAAGCAAGAAAUGAGAUGGUUGCGUUCCGCAGAUGUGAGGAUUCUGCGCCAGCUGGUGUCCGUGCACGAGGGCAUCGAGGCCAUGCGUUGGUUGAUGCUGGAGCGUGCCACCCUGGCCAGCUGUGACAGCAGUUUGACAGGAAGUCUGAGCAGCCUGGUGACGGCGGAGGAGCAUGGACCUUCAAUAUCGCCAUGCAGGGACAUUCCAAGGUCAACCUACCCUGAAAAUCCGCCUGGAAGCUUUAACGGAGAAUCAUCAGAUGGCGCUCUACACGCCCCCGCUGAUCAUUCAGACCGGGGUAGCGCUGAAGAAAGCCCGAGCAAUUUCUCAGACUCGCAGGGUCCGUGCUCCGACACUCUGCCAUCACUUGGCAUAAAAACAUGUGCCGAUCCCAUCGGCGGCGUUUUACUUCAACGCACGACUACGCCGAGAGACGUACGCGCUGAUGAGAAGUUGCAAGUGACACAUGUUGACACAACAGAAGAGGAUGAGAAGAUGGCUACUCUGUUCGGUUAUGACGCCCGGUGGUGCUGGGUAGAAUCACGAGAUGAUGUGACAUAUUUAUGACUCAAUGUGUCCUAUCACAACUAUGCAGAUCAGUGGGCCCCAACCACCGGUCCGUGACGUAUUUGCAACCGGGCCGCACAGAAACAUGAAUUGAUUUAUAAACUACCGUAUUUCUUUGAAUUGCCGCCGGGUAUAUAGUAUUCGCCUGCCUAGAACUACUGCUGUGUCAAACCGGUUUCGCAAAAAUAAUUAGCGCAUGAUUAGAAUUUCCGCCGGGUCAAACUCGUCACGUCACGAGUGACACUUCACCUGUCAUCAUUUUCAAAAAGGAGGAGGCUGAUUUCAAUCAUUUGAAAUCUCAUAAAGGGAAGAUUAAGAGCUAUUCAGUAGGAUUUAAGGUCCAAGCUAUUAAAUAUGCUUAAAAGAACAGUAAGCAGCUUGGUUUUAUUGAUAUACCGUAGCUGCGUGUGUCAAAUAUGAGUCAUUAAAUGACUCCCGCCUCCUGGUGGUAGAGGGCGCUAGUGAUCCUUCUUGCGACUACUCUGCUGCAGAAGAAGUGACAACAAGCAGCAAGAGUGAGCAGCGAUCGUUUAUUUUUUCCUCUCGCUUGCACUUUUAACAUGGAGAAUUACAUAUCUAAAAUAAAAAAGUUUUCUAAACUGGACUUUCAAUCGAAGCAGGAGGUAAUAAAGGAAGAUCUCCAUCGAGACAGAGAGACUUUUAAAACUGAAGAAAGAUAAGGAAGACUUCUAUAAACAAGUUAUCGAUGCUGUUUAUAAGAAGGAGCUGCGCAUGGACUUUAUUUAUAAGUAAAGGUAAGACCAUAAUAACGUUUUUUUUUAUCAAAUGUGCUUUUCAUGAUGGUAUCCUUACAUCACACUCAGUUAUAAGCGCAGGCCUAAAUUUACCGCAUGCCUUUGGUAAGCGCCGGAGUGAGAAGAUGUUUUAAAAUAAUUAGCGCAUGCUUGCCUUUACCGCAUGCCUUUGGUAAACGCCGGACUGAGAAGAGGUUUUAAAUUAAUUAGCGCCCCGGCAGCAAUUCAAGGAAAUACAGUAACACAUUUUCUCCAACUUAACUACCGUCUGUCCCACCAAACACAGCAAUAAGCUUGUUUAUAGAUGUAUAUUACAACUCCUGACAGGAAGUCGCCAUUUGUUACAGUACAUUAAAUGCACAUUAAUGAACAUAUACAACGGUAAUGUGUCAGGUUGUAGCCUUAAUAGUUUUAUUUUCAUAUGCAGGGUCAUUGUAUACAGCAGGUGUUCUUAAUCUGUUUGACCUACACUACAGAGGCAUGCGGGGCCCACUCCAAGAUUAAAACUGAGUUAGUAAUCUUACUCAUGAUUUGAUCAUAUAAACAUCUUAAGGCCCAUGCUGUUUGUUUAAAUGCUUAUUUUAAUUUUUAUUUGCUAUUUGGGCUUAUUGGAUCCUAAUUAGAAUAAAAAGUAAGAUUUUGA